This is a messenger RNA of Drosophila rhopaloa, 1575 nucleotides long. It is a transcript of the gene BBS4, whose product is annotated as Bardet-Biedl syndrome 4 protein homolog. Bases 4 to 1470 code for a protein of 488 amino acids. NCBI's taxonomy places the organism in Eukaryota, Metazoa, Arthropoda, Insecta, Diptera, Drosophilidae. Gene Ontology annotation, molecular function: protein binding. Gene Ontology annotation, cellular component: ciliary basal body. The transcript has 10 exons. The record is from RefSeq and is a predicted model, not a curated record. Gene Ontology annotation, biological process: cilium assembly; protein localization to cilium.
UCCAUGUACGAAUUGGGAACGGAGCAGAUCAACUGCAACGGCAGAGUCAUUGAAUUGCCCAGCUUGGAGGUGGUGCGUCCAGCCCCCAAAAUGCCCAGCGAUGCCAACAUUGAUUGGCUGCUCCACAUUUAUUUUACUCGCCGCGAGUUCACGCGCUGCCGCCGUCUCAUCGAACGUGAGCUGAAUCGCCAUCUGAAUCCCGAGUACCUGUACUUUGUCCAGGGCCUAAUUGACCGCGAAGAGGGCAAUAACAUCGAGGCGCUGCGGCACUUGCAAAAAUCGGUGGAGCUCAACCCGAGGAAUAUCGAAACUUACAAGGAAAUCGGCCGUACGCUCUAUAUGAUGGGCCGCUUUAGUCAGGCCCUUGGAGUUUUCCGCGAGGCGGAGCAGCGCAGUGGUCGGCAGGACCACGAGAUAUAUCACUAUCUGGGCGAACUACUCUAUCGAGCAGCCACAACCCAGGCCAAAAAGGACAUGGCCAGCCAACAGCAGGAGGAAGCCCGCGGGUACUUCGAACUAGCAGUGCAAUCCGGUCGGAAACUGGAGAGCUACGUCCGUUUGGCGGAAUUGUAUCGCAAGGACAAACAGUACCAGAAAGCCAUCGAUAUAUUGGAAACUUGCCUGCACCUGACACCCGAGAACUCGGAGGUGCUGAUUGAAAUCAGCGUUUUGUACCUCAAAAUCAAUGAGACGCAAAAGGCACACGAUCGUCUGGCGGAAGUCGUCAGCAUCGAAAAGAAAUGCUCGCCCAAAGGACUUUUGGCCUUCGGCGCCAUUUUGCAGUCUCGCAACGAUGUGGAUGGCGCCCUCAGCAAAUACAGCCAAAUCGCAAACGCUGAGCCGGAAAUUGCCGAGCUGUGGAACAACAUUGGAUUGUGCUUCUUCAAGAAGCAAAAGUUCAUUGUGGCCAUUUCAUCGCUGCGCAAAUCCGUUUGGCUCUCGCCGCUUAAUUACAAUGCCCUGUACAACCUGAGUUUAAUUUACAUUGCCUCUGAACAAUACGCCAGUGCCUUUCACACGCUGGCCGCAGCCAUAAACCUGCGCAAGGAUAAUGCCGAGUGCUACAUGCUCCUGGGCCUGUGUUUGCGUAAGCUGGACGAUGUGGAGAACGCGUUCGUGGCCCUCGAAAGGGCCAGUGCGAUGGCCACUGGCCAACAGGGCGGCGGAGGAGGUCGCAAUCCUUUGGUGGUGUUAAACUUUGCCCUCUUUUGCUACGAAACCGGACGCCUGGCUUUGGCCACCGAGCAGUACAACCGAUUCAUGAGCCAGGCCCAGGAUCUGCUGCUGCCCACGGAAUACAAAUUCCAAGCCACCAAGCUGAAAUCCCUGCUGCGAAUCUCGAAUCAGGGCAAUGGCAUCCUGCUCGACUCCGCGGACUUGGAGGAUUCCGAUGUGGGACAAAAUCGAACCGGGGAACUGCUGCCGGAUGAACUGCCACUGGAGGUGAAUGCCGUAGUUAGUCAGAAUUAAAUGUUAAUUAGCGUUAAUUGAAAGCAAUAAACAUGUGUCUUUUAUGUAACUCACAUCAAACAUUUAUUUGAAAGUGUUCACAUUUAUUUAGAAAUAGUUUAAGCA